CCCCUCCCUGUGCUGUCUUUACUUCACAUUCACAACUCCAGCAGGCAAGAUGGAAAAUCAAGUAUUUUUGUCCUUCGUCUUCUACAGCACCCUCCUUAUCCUGAAAAUGUAUACCUUGGCUAUAAUAACAGGGCAGAUUCGGCUCCGCAAAAAAGCUUUUGCCAACCCUGAGGAUGCCAUGAGACAUGGAGGCCUUGAAUUCUACCGUGAAGAUCCUGAUGUUGAGCGCUAUAGAAGGGCUCAUCGCAAUGACAUGGAAAACAUCUAUCCAUUCCUGUUCCUUGGUGCCGUCUACUCCUUGUUGGAUCCCAACCUGAGCAUCGCCAGAAUUCACUUCCUCAUUUUCUUCGUGGGUCGUCUAGUACACACAGUAGCUUAUGUGUUUUCCUUAAAAGCCCCGACACGUUCACUGGCCUACAGCAUUGCGCAGCUUCCCUGCUUCUCUAUGGCUCUGCAGAUUCUCUACUCGGUUUCUUCCUUUUGGUAAAGAAGGAUCCAGUAAUCGAAUACACUAGGACCAUGUGAACGGUGCCAUAUCCUUGCAA
This is a messenger RNA of Nanorana parkeri, 545 nucleotides long. It is a transcript of the gene PTGES, whose product is annotated as prostaglandin E synthase. The record is from RefSeq and is a predicted model, not a curated record. Gene Ontology annotation, biological process: prostaglandin biosynthetic process. Gene Ontology annotation, cellular component: membrane. The transcript is spliced from 3 exons. Gene Ontology annotation, molecular function: prostaglandin-E synthase activity. NCBI's taxonomy places the organism in Eukaryota, Metazoa, Chordata, Amphibia, Anura, Dicroglossidae. Bases 50 to 487 code for a protein of 145 amino acids.